AUGGAGGCGAGGCCGGGCGGAAGCGCAGCCGCGCGCCCCUCAGACGGAAGCCGCCGGCAGCCAGAAGAGGUCGGGGCCGCCGGCUCCGCCAUGGCCAAGCAGUACGACACGGUGGAGUGUCCCUUCUGCGACGAGGUCUCCAAGUACGAGAAGCUGGCCAAGAUCGGGCAGGGCACCUUCGGGGAGGUGUUUAAAGCAAAGCAUCGGCAGACCGGGAAGAAAGUGGCUCUGAAGAAAGUGUUGAUGGAGAAUGAAAAAGAAGGGUUUCCUAUCACAGCCCUGCGGGAGAUCAAGAUCCUCCAGCUGCUGAAGCAUGAAAACGUGGUGAAUCUCAUUGAGAUCUGUCGGACUAAAGCCUCUCCCUACAACCGCUGCAAGGGGAGCAUCUACCUGGUCUUCGACUUCUGUGAGCACGACUUGGCCGGCCUCCUCAGCAACGCCCAUGUCAAGUUCACCCUCUCCGAGAUCAAGAAAGUGAUGCAGAUGCUCUUGAACGGCCUCUAUUACAUCCACCGGAACAAGAUCUUGCACAGGGACAUGAAAGCGGCCAACGUCCUCAUCACGCGGGACGGGGUCCUGAAACUGGCCGACUUUGGCUUGGCCCGGGCCUUCAGCUUGGCAAAGAACAGCCAGCCCAACCGCUAUACCAACCGGGUGGUGACUCUAUGGUACCGGCCUCCUGAGCUCCUUCUAGGAGAGCGGGAUUACGGGCCGCCCAUUGAUCUCUGGGGCGCGGGGUGCAUUAUGGCCGAGAUGUGGACCCGGAGCCCCAUCAUGCAGGGCAACACGGAGCAGCACCAGCUCACGCUCAUCAGCCAGCUCUGCGGAUCCAUCACUCCCGAUGUCUGGCCCAACGUGGACAAAUACGAGCUCUACCAGAAGCUGGAGCUGCCCAAAGGGCAGAAGCGCAAAGUCAAGGAGCGGCUCAAAGCCUACGUCAAAGACCCUUACGCGCUGGACCUGAUCGAUAAGCUGCUGGUCCUGGACCCGGCCCAGAGGAUCGACAGCGACGACGCCCUGAACCACGACUUCUUCUGGUCCGACCCGAUGCCGUCGGACCUCAAGAACAUGCUCUCCACCCACAACCAGUCCAUGUUCGAGUACCUGGCUCCACCCCGGAGGAGAGGCGGGCACAUGCCCCAGCCGCCGGCCAACCAGUGCCGGAACACCACCGCCACCAACCAGACCGAGUUCGACCGCGUGUUUUGAUUUUUAAAAAGAAGCGGGGAAAAAAAAAACAAAAGUUCAUUUCAAAGCAUGAUGAUUGAAAAAGAAGAAAAACAAAGCAGUCGGGCUUUGGUUACUUUCGACUCCGUUGUGAAAAUGAAUUGUAGGCAGAACGAGGUGAAAUUAGAAACGUGUCAAGAGGCCACAGGAUUAUGCGAAAUGUGCAGCAGUUCGAGGAUCUACAGAUCCGUUUCCAGGAUCCCGAACAGAUUGCGGUCAGUCCACCGAGAGCCAAAAUGGGCUUGUUUUCCUUUAGGACAAGCUUUGGAUCUUGGAUGGUGGGGGUGACAUCCCGUUGCCUCUGCUUUUCUGCCCUUUUGUGAAGCUUCUGCACUUUUUUAUUUUUAUUUUAUAUAUAGAUUUUUUUAAAAAUUAAUCCAGACGCAAUAGCAGGAAAAAAAACUUUUUCUAAAAACAGAGGCAAGAAUUGCACAUUCUCCCCCCCCUUUAGUUUGCUUUAUUUUUAAUAUCUUUUGUGAACCUCAUCAUGUGUUUUUCCUUUGAAAAAAAAAUCAUAAUAGCUUGAUGAAUGCUCCAAACUGUGAUUAAAAAUUCUGGCUUUAAUGUCUCACGCUA
Messenger RNA from Anolis carolinensis (green anole), 1803 nucleotides. RefSeq names its product cyclin dependent kinase 9 (gene cdk9). The coding region runs from base 1 to 1209 and encodes 402 amino acids. The record is from RefSeq and is a predicted model, not a curated record. NCBI's taxonomy places the organism in Eukaryota, Metazoa, Chordata, Lepidosauria, Squamata, Anolidae. Gene Ontology annotation, cellular component: cyclin/CDK positive transcription elongation factor complex; nucleus. The transcript is spliced from 7 exons. Gene Ontology annotation, biological process: positive regulation of transcription elongation by RNA polymerase II; protein phosphorylation. Gene Ontology annotation, molecular function: ATP binding; cyclin binding; RNA polymerase II CTD heptapeptide repeat kinase activity.